CGAAGGCAUCAUAAACCCCUCCCUCUGGUAUCCGGGCGGGAACUUCAGACGUGUUUUGAUUAAAAGUAGCACAUCGGCUCUGGUUAGCUUAUUCUACCACAAGGUCCACUUUUAACUGAAUUUUAACUGUUUAUUUAAGUGACUACAGGAGGGCAGUCAUGUCCAGUAACGCCGAGGAGAGGAGCAGCUCUGCAGCCAGGUGCUUCGGACAGUUGACCUACACAGCGGAGGAGCACCAGGCGGUGGACAGAGCUCUGCGACAGAAGCUGGGACCCGAGUAUAUCAGCUCCAGAGUGGCUGCAGGUGGACAGAAGGUUUGCUACAUUGAAGGACAUCGUGUGAUCGGCCUGGCCAAUGAGAUGUUUGGAUACAACGGAUGGUCUCACUCCAUCUCUCAGCAGAAUGUCGACUUCAUAGAUAUCACCAACGGGAAGUUUUACGUCGGAGUCAGUGCUUUUGUCAAGGUGAUGCUGAAGGACGGUGCGUUUCAUGAAGAUGUAGGGUAUGGAGUCAGUGAAGGAAUGAAGUCUAAAGCUCUGUCGCUGGAAAAGGCCAGGAAGGAAGCUGUCACAGAUGGCAUGAAGAGAGCACUGAAAUGCUUUGGCAAUGCUCUUGGAAACUGCCUCCUGAAUAAAGAAUACCUCCUAGCCAUCAACAAGAUCCCCAAAAAGCCUCCUCUUCCUCUAGACCCGGCCAAGACCAAGCGCAUUGAGGGUGAGCCCUCUGUGGAGAGAGCCCGUGUGUCCAGUCUGGUCUGGGAGCAAAAGCUUGCAUCUGCGAGGAGCAACAGCAGAGCGGUGCUGGAGCCCAAAGUCCUCAACCAGAACCAGGACUUCUCAGAGGUUCAUACCCCGACUGCUGCCACUGCCCCUGCUGACAGGAGGAGUGAGAGCAUGGACGGCAGGCCUUUCACGGACUUGCUGGACGGUGGCGGGUCGGAAACGCACACAGACCCCAAACAGCAGAGAAAGCUCCGACAGCAGCAGCUUCAAGAGAAGUUCAGGAGAGACAUGGAGAAGAAGCUGCCGCCGAAACCGGAUCAAGCUAAGACUGAGAACUCAGAGGUCGCUAUUGGACGAGGACCCAGAAGAGGUCACCAUGGUGUUCCAGCCUUCAGUGAAGCCUCAUCAGGACACAUGAAGCCCGGCAGAGUGGAGGAGCAUUUAGCAGAUGAUCCUGCGCUCUGGGAUUUCACUCUAGAUGCGAUCGAUGGACCGGAUGUCCCUGCAGGCGCCCGUCCUCCAACAGGUUUUCGGCCCAGCACGCCCUCGAGUCACCAGAUGCACACACGCAGUAAGACCCCUCAGAGGGCCCCAGAAAAGGCCCCUUCAUACAGCGGUGGACAGGAACCAGCUCAGUACAGACCUCAACAUCAGGGCCAGUAUCUGGCAGGGCCAGGUGAAGCCUUCAGUCCAUGCAGAUACGGACAGUCCAUGAAGAAACGCCGACUGGACACUUGACCUUUUCUGAUGCUGUUCCACAUCUUAAUCACAACAUUUAAAACAGAUUUUACGUGUUCUAAUAUUUAUUUCAGUGUUAUCAUGGAAUUUUAAUGUUGCUGCUAUUUCUGAUAUUUGGAGAAAUGUUAUCUGGUUUUGUAAGACAAUAAAAACAUAACCACAGAA
Messenger RNA from Eleginops maclovinus (Patagonian blennie), 1625 nucleotides. It is a transcript of the gene rad52, whose product is annotated as RAD52 homolog, DNA repair protein. Gene Ontology annotation, cellular component: nucleus. Lineage: Eukaryota; Metazoa; Chordata; Actinopteri; Perciformes; Eleginopidae. Bases 159 to 1460 code for a protein of 433 amino acids. The record is from RefSeq and is a predicted model, not a curated record. Gene Ontology annotation, biological process: double-strand break repair via single-strand annealing; mitotic recombination; double-strand break repair via homologous recombination. The transcript has 12 exons.